ACAUCCGGUCUCCUUUCCCUGCCGGCCGUUCGCAUCCUUGCGUUCUCCCUGGGCGGCUUCCCGGCGGCGAUGCGGCGAUGUUCGUGCAGGAGGACAAGAUCUUCGCGGCGAAGGUGCUGCGGGUCCGCGUCUGCGCCCUGGACGGCACCGAAUGGCUGGAGGAGGUGCCCGAGGACGCGGCCGUGGAGCGGCUCAAAGAGCGCUGCCUCAAACGCGUGAGCGGAGGGGAGCAGAGGAGGGAGCGGAGGGGGGCGCUGAAUGCGGGGCCUGGCCAGGGGUCCUUAUGUGCUCGGAGCGGCCCCGAUCCUGCUGGGUUCAUCAGCGGGGGGGGGGGGGGGAGGGAGGCUUUGCAGGGCCAGCGUUGAAGUGGCGGCUGGUAGACGCGCCCGCCUCCCCGCUUCAUAGCUGUCAACGCUUCCCUUUUUUAAAUUCCGAAUAGGAUUCCUCGCAAGAAAAGGGAGAAGUUGACAGCUAUGCCCCGCUUGCAGUCGCAGUUGUUGCCUCGAGAAGCUGUCGGAUCCGACCCUCGGCCCUCUGGGGUUGGGAGUCAGGGGUGCUGCUAUGUCCCCUCCUCCGCGGGGCCUUCUGCAGGCGAAGCUGGUGUUCAGCUGCGGAAUUCCAGCCUUCCCUACCUUGCGUUCACUUCCUUCUCUCCCAGGGUUUUUCUGACCGUUUGUGAUUUUGCAGAACAUAGGGGCUGGGUUUUGUUUUGUUUUGUUGUUGCUGCGAUGUACCUUGGAAGCGUUUGGCCCAGGUGCAAAAGGCUUGCGUGCACACACACCCCAUCCCCACCCCCAGUUUAGUAGUUUGAUUCAGCUUCUGCUUCUUUUUACUUUCCCACCUCAGUGUGCACCCGGCAGCCUGGAGGAUCCAAAAUGUGUAACACACCAUAAAUUGAUACAUGCAGCUUCAGAAAAGGUGCUGACCGACACAAAAACGGUCCUGGAGGAAAAUAUUCAAGACCAAGGUAAGGGAGUGUUGUGAUAAGUAACACCCCAGGGAGUAUCCAGAUACCCAGAAUGUGCAAUUAGUCUUAAGCAAUGGGCAGAAGUGUGCCUAUCUGAAUUGCUGUCUGGAGGACAACUUUCAGCUUCUUAAGCACUCAGGACACUGAGGGGAAUGUGACUGUAUCAUUUACUGCCAUAUGCUGUCCUCAGAAAUAGUAUUAAAGUCAUUACUCUUCAGGCAGCCCCCCGUUUAUGCACGUUCAAUAUGUGAACAAUUGUGUAUACGUGCAUCAUACUGAAGCCAGAAGUGACCUGGAAGCAUCAUGAAAAAAAUCACUGAAGCAUCACUAAAAGGGGGAACAGGGUGUUGCAGGCUUUUCAAUAGGUUUCAAUUAUUCGCGAUUUCACUGACGUGUGCUGUGCCUCAGAACACCCAUAUAAAUGGGGGCCUGUAUUUCAUUUCUCCUUGUGGACUCAUCUUCUACUGGUGGGGGCAUAACACAGCAGAAUACUUUAUCUUCCCAUACCCCCUUUGCAGAAAAUGUGCAAGGAAGGCUUGUUCUCUGACUCCAGACAAUUCUUCUCUCUCUAGAUGUUUUAGUGCUAGUCAAGAAAAGAGCUCCACCUGCCCCUCCAAAAAUGGUGGACAUUUCUGCAGAGGAAAAAGUGAGUCCAGGGGCCUUGUGGGGUGGCUUCUUCUGGCCUUUGCCUUGACAAGUUGUAGAAAGAUACCUGUGGCUCAUCUGGCUUGGAUUUCAGGAGAGAGCCCAUCUUGUCAGCUUGUAGGAGUAUUUCUGCUUCUUUCUUUGCAUCCUUUAAGGCACAGUCUGCCUGUGUUUACCCUGUGAGUCUCUUUGUGAAAAAACAGCCAGCAUGGGAGCUACCCAAAGCCAGUGCAGAGCAGAUCUCCCAGGGCACUGGGAGAAAUUUUAAGAGUGAGGUUUAGGAAGUAGAGCUGUGUGGCUGAUUGUGUGCAUGUUGGGCGGCAAAGGCAGAUCUGGGCAGCAGGUGGGAAGCAGCUGCUCUCUCUCUCUCUCCCCCCGCCCCCAGCCGGCUUUGAGCUCUAUGUCCCUGCAGCCUAUUUUGGGCGGUGUGUGCUGAUCAUUCAAGAUCUCCUAGGUUCUAUAUUUAGCUGCUUGCUGGCAGCCUUCCUAUCCUUAAUUGAUAAGCAGGGUGUCUGUAUGUCCCCAAGAGAGCAGUUAUCAAUGCACACAUCUUGUAAGGCAUUUUUUUAAAGGGCCAGGGGAUAUUUUUUCUCCAACAUUUUUGUGGAAGAGAUGAAAAGAACUGCAAGGCAAGAGGCAUGACUAGCUGGCCAACAAAAUGUGCAUGUAGGGUGGUUGGGAAAGGGUGGCUGUUGCAUUGUCCCCCCACCUGGUGGGCACCAUUGGCAGAGAGUGAGAGGGUGCUUCCCUAAAGGAUCUAGAAAGGCUCCUCAAGAAAUGAAACCCUCAUUAUAAGAGGAAUGGGCAUUUCCUUUCUGGAGGAGCUGGUUCUUGUCUCAUUGAUGCCUGCUUCUUUGAAGGAGAUUGCUGCACUAUGCAGACAGCAUAUUUCACUUCUCUUUUAGCGGAAACAGGAACAGAAGGCACCUGACAAGGAGGCAAUUCUGAAGGCAACCACCAGCCUCCCGUCCCACAGUGUGGACCGCAGUGUGGCUCACCACAGUAUGAGGGAUGUGAGUACUCUGCUUCUCUUCUGGGCUGCUACAGUCUGGGGCCCAUCAGCUCUGCUCAGCGAUCUCUAGCAGUCACUACUCUGCUGGCUAGGGAUGCAGGUGGUGCUGUGGUCUAUACCACUGAGCCUCUUGGGCUUAUUGAUUGUAAGGUUGGCAGCAUGAUGGGGUGAGCUCCUGUUGCUCUGUCCCAGCUCCUGUCAACCUAGCAGUUUGAAAGCAUACCAGCACAAGUAGAUCAGUAGGUACCACUGUGGCAGGAAGGUAUACUUGUCAGAGUGUUUCGUGCACCAGAAGUGGUUAAGUCUUGCCACAUGAUCCGGACGAUGCAAUUAAAGGAAUUAAGGUGGGGAGCAAAGCCUAUAAAUUGAAAGCAUUCACAGAUGAUCUAGUAAUCACGGUGGAAGAUCCGAUAGUUUUGUUAUCGGAAGUACAGUGAUACCUCGGGUUACAAACGCAUUGGGUUACAGACUCCGCUAACCUGGAAGUAGUGCUUCCGGUUAAGAACUUUACCUCAGGAUGAGAACAGAAAUUGCGUGGUGGCAGCAGUGGGAGGCCCCAUUAGCUAAAGUGGUACCUCAGGUUAAGAACGGUUUCAGGUUAAAAAUGGACCUCCCGAACGAAUUUAAGUUCAUAACCAGAGGUACCACUGUAUUGAGGAAAAUAAAAAAAAUCGACCUAGUAUCAGGUUUUAAAUUAAAUAAACAAAAACAAAACGUAUAGUUUAAAAUGUCUCAGGACAAGAUAAAAUUAAGAUAGAAGAGAAGGCAGGUAUAAAUAUUCAUAAAAGAGUGAAUUCUUUAGGAAUUUGGCCAACAGGAAAAAUAUAAAUAUAAUUAAAGAUAACUAGGAAAAAACAUGGAAAGAGAUAAAGAGGAAUUUAGAGAUUUGGAGAAGAAUAAAUAUGUCAUUGAUAGGAAGAAUAUCAUUGAUAAAAAUGAAUGUGAUAAUAGAGUACAGUGGUACCUCAGGUUAAGUACUUAAUUCAUUCUGGAGGUCCGUUCUUAACUUGAAACUGUUCUUAACCUAAAGCACUACUUUAGCUAAUGGGGCCUCCUGCUGCUGCUGCGCCGCUUUCUGUUCUCAUCCUGAAGCAAAGUUCUUAACCUGAAGCACUAUUUCUGGGUUAGUGGAGUCUGUAACCUGAAGCGUAUGUAACCUGAGGUACCACUGUAUUGUCAAGAGUAUGUAGCUUGUUGCUUGAAUGGGAUACUAAGGAUGAAGACGUCAAAUGUGUAGUGAUAAAGUGAGAGGGAAGACAUGGGACAUAAUAUCCAAAUGUCAGAUUGGAAAAAAUUGUGGGGAAAUGAUUUGAAAUUUACGGCUUGUACAUUGUUAAAAGAAAAUUAUAUGAAAAUGAUGUAUAGGUGGUAUUUAACGCCAGUAAAAUUAUCAUAAAUGUACAAAUCAGAAGAAAUGAAAUGUUGGAAAUGUAAAGAGGUAGAUGGUACAUUUUAUCAUGUGUGGUGGCAAUGCAAAGUUAUAAAGAAUUUUUGGGAAAGGAUAUCUAAUGAAUUGAAAAAAAUGCUUAAAAGAACUUUUGUUAAAAAGCCAGAAGCCUUUUUAUUAAGAAUAACAGCAAGGGGAAUACCCCAAAAAUAUAAAAAUCUAUUUAUGUAUGCAACCACGGCCGCACGAAAAUUGAUAACCAAAUGCUGGAAAGAGGAAAAAAAUUUCACGAAGAAAGAUGGGCAAAUUAAGUUGAUGGAAUAUACAGAGAUGGCAAAAUUAACAGGAAGACUCAGAAAUCAGGAUGAUAACAAAUUUAACAAUGAAUGGGAAUUAUUAUUAUUUUUGCAUAUAUGUCAAAGCAUUGUAUACAAGUUGAUACAUCAGGAUUCGAAAAACAUUUGCAGUAUUAUGAUGAUAGAUAAGAAUUAGAUAUAUACGGAUUGAAAAUAUGACCUGGACAUGCUUGAUAUAACCAAAAAUAAUGGAGCCAUGGAGAGGGGAGAGGGAAGUCACAGGAUGGGAAAAUUCCCACAUUGUGAUAUUGUAUCAAUGUUUAUUUUAUAUGAUGUUCGUUAUGGAAAAACUACUUUAAAAUUUUAUUUUUUAAAAAAGAGACGAGCACCACACCCCAUAGUCGAUUUCAACUGGACUUAACUGUCCAGGGGUCGUUUACCUUUACUCUGUUGGCUAUGAGCACCCAGGGACAGCUGCUCCCUCCUGCCCUUCAGGGGCCCAGUUUACAAAUUAUGGUUCUGUUUAGCCAUCAUUAAAAAUAAGUGAUGGUUCACUGCAAAGUAGUUGCAUGCUUCUGUACUAAUGAAUCCUCGCUGGGUCUCUACACUGCUUCCUGUUAUUGCUACAUCAGGGCAUAAACAAAGCUGAGUCUGGCUCUCAUCUUGCUGGAGUCAGGGCAGCAGAAAAGGUACCCAGUCCAGACAGCACUGGAUUCUAGCUAUGGCUGCCUGUCUGUCAGUGUCAUGUGUGGAAGGUUGGCUGCUUUUGAAUCUCAUACCAAAAGGUAUUCUCCACCCCUGUGUUAAGCCAUCAUUUAUUUAUUUAUUUAAUUUUACUAUAUGAUACAAAAAAAGAAAUAGAAAAAAAGAAAUAGAAACAAUACAUAACCAUACAUAAAAACAAUUUGUCUACACAAUUUUCCAGAAUGCAGACUAGAAAAGAAGAAAGACAAAAGAUAAAAGAAAGAAACAAGAAAAAAAUGAAGAGAAAAAAUACUUUUCAUAAUCAAUUAUUCCAAAUUCAUACUUCAAACAUUACAAUAUUUAAAUCCUAGUUAAAAUAUUAUAAAAGACUUCCACCACAUUCACCACACGUCUCUUGGUUAUCUAAUUCACCUUUACAUCUGUUCUUCAGUCCCUUUCCUUAAAUUCUUUCAGAGUCCAUCUAAUCUUUGUAUUCUCUGUAUUCUUCACAAGGUUAGUCUAAGCACAACCAAACUUUCGUGUUUGAUGCCUGUUUGUGUAAAUAUUCAUUUAAGCAUUCCCAUUGUUUCUGUAUCAUAGUUUUAGAUUUAUGCCUUAUUAUAUCUGUCAAUUUUGCUAACUCCAGAUACUCACAUAGUUUACUUAACCAUUCCUUUUUUUGUUGGGAUGUUAUUUACUUUCCAGUAACUGGCCACCAACAUUCUCGCUGCUGUUGUUGCAUAUAGGAAUAUGUUAAUUUUAUCUUUGGGGAUAUCUUUACUCAAAAUUCCUAAUAAGUACGUUUCUGCCCUUUUGUUAUAUGAAACCUUUAUUAUUUUUUUAAUUUCUUCAUGGAUCGUUUCCCAAAAAUUUUUGAUCUCUGAACAUGUCCACCACAUAUGGUAUAGAGUGCCCUUCAUCUUAUUGCAUCUCCAACAUUUAUUACUAAUCAAUCUAUUCAUUUUUGCUAGUCUGUCUGGUGCCAUAUACCAUCAUUUUUAACUAUGGUUGAAUGUCACUAGCAAACCAGGCCAGUGAUUUGGCAUCCUCCUUUUCUUGAUGGAACUAAUAACUUGUGUGUGUUGGAAAGCAAUCAGGUUAAUAAGAUGUUGUGAUCUGAUUGACUUUUUGCAAGAUUUCAUGGAUGGUGCUUUUCUAGUAUUAGCGUAAUAUGAGUGUAUUCUUAAGCUGCACCUCUUUCCCCGAGCCUUUGACACCUGAGCCCCACAGUGUUUUUCUGAUUUGAACAUUGUAUUGUUAUUUUAUUGUAACCUACCUAUAAACCUUAUGGUGAAAAAAAGGUGUUUAAGAAACCCCCCAUACCUUCCUCACCCCCUUCAUUCUGCUCAGUACUCUUUGCCCUCCCUCGCUCCUGGCACAGGAACAAGGGCGGAAGGUGCAUGCCUGACAAGUGACCUACAAAAUGCCUUGACUGCCUUCCCUCUUUCAGUUCCAGACGGAGCUUCGGAAGAUCUUGGUUUCUCUCAUAGAAGUUGCCCAGAAGCUGCUAGCUUUGAACCCAGAUGCAGUUGAGCUCUUUAAGAAAGCAAAUGGUACGGUGGGGUGUUUUCUGACCUUCUUCCUAGGACUUACAUCCUGAGGUGUGUUUGGUCCACUGGUCAUACAGAGGGGCUGACAUGGCUCCUGCCAUGGACUGCAAGCACUGUUUUGGAGAUUGGGAAGGUCUGGGGAAGUUUAAGCGUGGUGGGGAGCAAGUGCCCCCCUGCUUUCGUGAGUAGAGAUCGAUGCUCCAAGCACACAUGGACCUGCUUUUCCGCAGCACUCGUAGAGCUGAGGUGUGAACUGACCUUGCCAUUCUUGUCCCUAGCCAUGCUGGAUGAAGAUGAGGACGACCGAGUGGAUGAGAUUGCCUUGCGCCAACUGACAGAAAUGGGCUUCCCAGAAAGCAGAGCGGUCAAAGCCCUUCGCUUGAACCAGUAGGUGUCCCUGGCAAUUGAGCCUCCCCUUGAGAUGGGUCCCCGCCCCCCACAGAAGACUGUAAGUGAAGACUCAUAGAAUUGUAGAGCUGGAAGGAACCCUGAGGGCCAUCUAGUCCAACCCCCUGCAAUGCAGGAAUCUCAACUAAAGCACUGAUGGCAGAUGUCCAUCCAGCCUCUGCUUAAAAACCUCCAAGGAAGGAGAGUCCACCACCUUCCAAGGGAGUCCAUUCCACUGUUGAACAGUUCUUACUGUCAGAAAAGUUCUUCCCAGUGUUUAGUUGGAAUCUCCUUUCUCGUAACUUGAAUCCAUUAGUUCGGAACCUACUCUCCAAAACAGGAGAAAGCAAGCUUGCUCCAUCUUCCAUGGGACAACCUUUGAGAUAUUUGAAGAUAGCUAUCAUAUCUCCUCUCAUUGUCCUCUUAUUGUCCUCUUCUCCUGGCUAAACAUACUCAAUUCCCUCAACUAUUAAGACUUGGUUUCCAUAUCCUUGAUUAUUUUGGUUGCCCCCUCUACACACUUUCCAGCUUGUCCAUAUCCAGAGCACUCAUUGAAAUUAACCAACAUGACAACAGGAGCUAUAACCCUUUAUAUUGAACUUGUGCUUCGCUUCUGAGGAUGAGCUGUUCCCUUUGUUAAGCAUUAUAUAUAUAUUAAGUGAUGGUCUGAUGACUUGAUACCAGUAAAUGAAUCCGAAUUGGAGAGGCUCCUUCUCCCAUGAUUGCAUUGCUAUUUGGGAAUGCUAUGUAUAGGUAUGCUUAUUUUUUUUUUUAAAAAAAGAAAGGUUCCAGGGAGAGCCACCAUGUGAUUUCUCUCCCUGUUCCCUUUCCAACAUAUUCCCCAAGCAUAUUAUAGGUUUUAUGAGCCAGGGGAAUGGCGGGGGGCUGUUGCUGGUAGACAGAACUGCAAGUGAGUGUGAAGAGAUGGUUGGCUGCCUGUUUUCAAGUGACAGGAGCAAGUAGAGUUGGCCACUUGCUGCCUCUUCAGUUUUGUGAAUACACAGAAUAUACAGAAGUUGUAGCUUUCUGCUGCUCUUGAGGGAAUUGGUGGUGAAUGGUGAAUGCUCGAGCUUAGAAUGGGAGGCCCAGCCAAGUUUCCAGGCUGAAUUAGCCAGUUGGCGUUGAGUUCUGUGAGCACUUGCCAUAGUUCCUGCCCCUCUAUGGCUUGCUAAAGGUCCCCAGCAACACCCAGGUCUCUGUGUUCCAGGUGUGCAGUUCCACAGAGUUUCAGCUGUCCUUCAUUUCCUCCAGCUUGUUUCUGGUGCACACGCAUAAUGCUCUUUCUCUCCCAGGCUCUCUUGUCUCAUAGAAUCAUAAAACUGUAGAGUUGGAAGGGACCCUGUGGGUCAUCCAGCCCAACCCCUUCAGUGCAGGAAGCUCAGCUAAAGCCACCCAACCUCUGCUUAAAAACCUCCAGUGAAGGAGAGCUCACCACUUUGCAAGGGAGUCCGUUCCACUGAAGUACAAAAGUGUGGCUGGUAGUCACUGUGGUUUGCAGGGCCACUGGCAAAAGUGGCAGGAGCCAAAGUCCACUGAGAAUCGGCAAAGGGUAAACCCCCACCCCCACCCCAGUUUGUUUCUGCCCCAAUGUAGUUGAUGCUGCUUCCUUAUUUGUCAACUUUUUCACCCAGCAUGUCUGUGACUCAGGCCAUGGAGUGGCUGAUUGAACACUCGGAUGACCCCACCGUUGAUGCCCCCCUGCCAGGUCAGUUCUCUCUGGAAAAUGCCUCAGUGGAAGGAGUGGCAGCCCCCCCUGCCCAGGCGCUCGAGGGGCCCAACCAAGAAGUCGGGAGAGAAGAGCCAAAAGAUGAGCUGACAGAAAUAUUCAAGAAGAUCCGCAGGAAAAGAGAGUUCCGGCCUGAUCCGCGGGUAUGCUUUCUGUAUGUGCACAUGUGUUCUUUUGGAUUUUGGUGUGAGAGUCUGCUGGUGCCACUGGAAAUGGUCCAUAAAUUCUCAGUCCACAGUGUGUCAGAUUCCCAAAAUGGACAUUUGAUUCUAUACAGUGGUGGUAUUUUGUGGUAACUGCUUUUUUAAUCUGAAAGCUGUGGCCGUCUGUUUUUUCCCCAAAAGCCAACAUGAUAAAAAUGCUUUUGGGUAGGAUGGUAACCAUUUAGAAAUUGUUCAGCUUCCCAGCUUGUCCCAUGGGCUGUUGCAGGCAUCUCUAGUGCUGCUGCUGUCAAAACACCCACUUCAAAUUUUCCAGCACUGACACCAAAAGGGCCCAAUCUAGCCUGUGAUAUAUUUUUGCAUCUCUUGCAUCUCAGAGAGUGGUGACAAGUGGGGCUCAUCAAAAUCAAUGCAUACUCUUUUACAGACAGGCUUGUGUUUUACAAUCUCCUUGCUCCUAGAAACUUGGCCUCUCUCCUCCUCUUCUGCCACGUACUUGGGUAUGGCCCUUGUAUGUUGUAGACCUUUGGAAGGGCUUUGCCCUUGUCCCUGACAUAAGCUCUGUGGUUCUGCUUUCAGGCUGUCAUUGCCUUGAUGGAGAUGGGCUUUGAUGAGAGAGAGGUGGUGGAUGCCCUCCGAGUGAACAACAACCAGCAGAACGCAGCAGUGAGUACCUGUACCAUCAUGCCUGGGGGCUCUGCCUGUUCUCUUUUGCCUCCCAAACCAUCACAUGCACCUUGUGGGUGCCUUUGGGUGAUGAGCCUCAUGAUGUGGGUGAAUUCUUUCAAGGUCCCUUCUGUGGGGAACGUUUAGCGGAUGGCAUGGCUUUUUCCUAGAUGCACCAAGAAUGGAUCCUUGCAUUUGAGAUUUUGGUGGAGAUGCAUGUAAUUCUCCCUCUUUAAAAACCCUGGGCCACCCCAGUGCAAUUGAAUUGGCACAAUCCUUGAUCCCUGCCAUGAAAUGCAGUAAUUCCUGCUUAGUGGAGAAUUUUAUAAAGCUGCAGCUUAUUUCAGCUCAUCCUGUUAGGACUCCUUUGGGCUUGGGAGUUGGAAGCCACAUGUGAGGAGCUAGUGUUAAGCGGGAUAGCACAUGGAAGUUGUACUUUGCAGUGGGUGGCAAAUGCCAAGCCUUAUACUGGAAAGGACCAUUGCUGGGCUGGGGUGGUAGUAGUAGAGAGGGGUUAGAGCAGGUAGCCUGCUUCUGUGUGAAAUCUCCAUUGGCUUCCUUGGAGCUUGUGUUCGUCUGCCAUGCUCUUGUUUCCCUCAUCAGAAAACAAAUGUUGUUGGAAGAUGGAUGCUCUGUAAAAGCAAGCGAGGAGUGAGGCUGUUGCACUGGGGGGCUUUUCUUUUUUUCAUCUGGCCACCAGAUUCUCUAGAAAAUGCUUGAAAAGCAGGUCUGUGUAGCAGGAGAAAUUGUCUCCUUCCUGGGUGAGCUUCUGCUGCUUUCAGGUAAUCUCUUAAGAAACUUUGUCUGUGUCUGAAUUGUAACCCUUGUUUUUGUGCGGAAACUGUACUAAGACUUCCAAACUAAGCAUUAAAAAGCAGAGCCAUGCGUGAAUUGUGUUUACAGGGAAAGGGAAGUACCGUGGUACCUCAGGUUACAUACGCUUCAGGUUACAUAUGCUUCAGGUUACAGACUCCGCUAACCCAGAAAUAUUACCUCGGGUUAAGAACUUUGCUUCAGGAUGAGAACAGAAAUCGUGUGGCGGCGGCGCAGCGGCAGUGGGAGGCCCCUUUAGCUAAAGUAGUCCUUCAGGUUAAGAACAGUUUCAGGUUAAGUAUGGACCUCCGGAACGAAUUAAGUACUUAACCCAAGGUACCACUGUAAAAGGAUUUGCUGCCUUAACGUAUUUCCUUCUGACUUGCUCUGCAGUGUGAGUGGCUGUUGGGAGACCGGAAGCCCACCCCAGAAGACUUAGACAAGGGGAUAGAUCCUGCCAGCCCCCUCUUCCAAGCCAUCCUAGAAAACCCAGUGGUACAGUUGGGACUCACGAAUCCUAAAACGCUACUCGGUCAGUACUCUUGUGCCAUGGGAAAUCUGUGUGGGCUGAAUUAGUAUAACUCUUUGUAAAGGGACCCCUGACCAUUAGAUCCGGUCGUGGCCGACUCUGGGGUUGUGGCGCUCAUCUCGCUUUAUUGGCCGAGGGAGCCGGCGUACAGCUUCCGGGUCAUGUGGCCAGCAUGACUAAGACGCUUCUGGCAAACCAGAGCAGCACACGGAAACGCUGUUUACCUUCCCGCUGGAGUGGUACCUAUUUAUCUACUUGCACUUUGAUGUGCUUUCAAACUGCUAGGUUGGCAGGAACAGGGACCGAGCAACAGGAGCUCACCCCGUCUUGGGGAUUCGAACCGCCGACCUUCUGAUCGGCAAGUCCUAGACUCUGUGGUUUAACACACAGCGCUACCCGCGUCCCUUUGUGUUAAGCAACCCCAAAUCCUGCAGUAUCCCAGGAGGCUUACAAAACAUGGUAUUGCGUUACAGAUAAGAACCUAAAGACGGCAACAAAAUGGAAUCUGCAGCAAUUAAACUGCAAAAGUAGUUCAGCCUAUUGGACCAGUUUCUUUUUGUAAGGGAAUUUUCAGUCUCUCCAGUUGAUGCUUGUUUUGGGCUGCUUAACUGGACUCAGAGUCCAGGUUGGAAACUGAGAUGGGGAAAUGCAUAAAAUGUUGUAGUUUAUCUUGUAUCUUAUAAAUUGAACAUCCCCACCCUCCUUUCUGUGGCAGCCUUUGAAGACAUGCUUGAAAACCCUUUAAACAGCACUCAGUGGAUGAACGAUCCAGAAACAGGGCCAGUCAUGUUACAGAUUUCCCGAAUCUUCCAGACCCUGAAUCGCACAUAGGAGGAAGAGGAGGAGGAAGAAGAACAAGAUGAAGAACAAGAAGAAGGGGGGAGGAGUAAACCUCCUUGCUUGUAUGGUCAUUUUGGACUCUUUUUGGCCCCGAGUCUCCAGAAGAACAAAAAGGGCAAAUUGUUUACCAGGAGAGAGCAGAAGUAGUGUGUUGGGUGUUCACUCUUUGCAUUUUGGGGUUGCUGUGUCACCCACUUUUUUGUUUGCAGUUCUGGCUUGCAUACUGUGUGAUUAUUAUUAUUAUUCCACACACACACACCCCGUGUUAGUGGAAGAUGGUUUGAAGACUUAGGUGUUUGUUUUCUUUCAAGUGUUUCUAUAGAAACAGGAAAUUAUACAUCUAAAUACAUGAAAAGCUGUUCACAGUUAUCUCAGAAUGUGUUUAUUGAAGAAAUGAAAAGAUAAUUCAUGUUUUUAAUGUUCAGACUAAGUGCAGAGGCCUCUUCCUGACUGGCCCCACAGUGUCAGCUCCAGAAUGUUUGUUUCUCCUCAUACAGUUACCUCUGCACUGAGAUAACGAACGCCAUUCUGGCAUUCUGUUUUUUGUCAUUGUGGAAUAGAGAGACCCUGGAAGUAACCUUCCUCACCCCAUCUGAAGGAGCUGGCAUUAAGAACAUAAGAAUUGGUCACCUCCAGCUUUUUCUUUCUGUCUGAAGCCCUUCUGAGGCCGGGCCUGGUUUUGGUCAGGGUUCCUUCGCAGAGAAUAAAACACAUCUUGCAUGUGGCUGUCUGUGCUAGUUGUUUCUUGAGGGCAGCAUGACCGGGUGGGGGUGAGACCAAGUGCUGUUAGACCUCUGGGAAGAGGGUUGGUUUGUGCCUACCCUAAGAGCAGAUUUGGUGUAACCAAGAAAAGCUGAUUUGGUGGCUAGGAACAGGGUAACUGAAUCAAGGCCAUUACAUAUAUCUUCAGGAACAUGUCAACGCAAGUGUUCAGGAAGGGUAGCGAAGAAGGAUAAAUCCUGGCAUUAAGCGGCUAAUAUCAUGUGCCUUUGGCCCUGUGGGAGAGGGGAGAAGUGUGCCGUUGUGUUAAUGUUCCCUCAUACUCAACUAGCAGAGAAAUAUUUAGCUUUGCACUCUCCCUAAGGUGCAACUAAACACCCUAGGCCAAAUGAACCUAUGAAUUGGAUAUGGAGGAAGCAAAACAAAACCAGUGUGAAUGCACCUAUGCAUGCAGAGCAUUCCUAGUUCAAUGCCCAGAUACAGCUAGGAAAGACUCCCUGCUUGAAACUCUUGAGAGCGGCUGCCAGCCAGUGUAGGCAAUACUGAGAUGGAUGUGACCAACAUGAUUCAGUAUAAGGCAGUUGCUGCAUGUGUUCUGUGAAAUUUCUGAGCAUGGAUUUCACUGGAGCCUUUCCAAGCAUACUUGGACAAUAUAACAUUUCCACACAUACAACAAUUGCUAUGGACCAGAGGAACUACUGUCAUAAUUUUCAAACCAAAUUAUUAUUAUCAUUAUCAUUAUCAUCAUUAUAAUAUUGUUUAUACCCCACCCAUCUAGCUAUGUUUCCCCAGCCACUCUGUGUGGCGUCCAGCAAAAUACAAAAAAUAAUAAAAUGUUAGACAUUAAAAACUUCCCUGAACAGGGCUGCCUUC
Podarcis lilfordi (Lilford's wall lizard) is the source of this 13256-nucleotide messenger RNA. Lineage: Eukaryota; Metazoa; Chordata; Lepidosauria; Squamata; Lacertidae. The record is from the annotation of a GenBank genome assembly.